UAUAAAUAUGCAAAUAAAUAAAUAAGAUAAAUAAUUGAGAAAAAAAUCCCUUUUUAUACAGUUUCGUAAAAUCUCCACUCUCUGGAUUUCUUCACAGCUCGUAUUUAUCCGCCGGAAAAUCCCUUCGCAAUUGCAGAAGCGUAUUUUUGCCCGGUGAUUUCUUCGAUCGAGAUAGAUUCAGAUCUAAGUAGGUGGGAUGGUGGUCAGAAUCAGAUGAGAACAACUGGUUUUAUUGGUAGUGGAAGGAGGAGGUUUUUUUUUUUCUAUUCUUCAGCUUCUGGAGAUAGUAACCGAUUGACUCUUCUUUUAUCGGGUCGGGAAAAAACGAGAAGGAACCCAUGAGAGUAGCGCCGUGGAGCCAGUACCAGUUGGUAGACCAAGAGACUGAUCCUUAUCCUGAUCUCCAGCUGGCUCCUGGGAAGAACCAGCUAGUCCGCGGGUGCGCCUCCUUUGUGUGCAUUGGUCGCCAUGCCGCUGGACGUGAAAAAUCUUUUCCUCUUAAAGUUGGACCGACUCAAAACCAAGAAGUUUUGCCGGAGCCUGUAGAUAUUGAUGAGAGUAAAGUUCAAGUGAAUUCUGUUGAUGAUCCAGUUAAUUACAAUGAAAAUAUUAGGGCGAUAGUUAGUCUUAAGAGCAGCCUGAAGAAGUCAGCAAAUAUUGGUCCGGUUGUUCGUGCUGCUGAUAGUGGAAACUCCAGCAAGCAUGAAGCGGACGCUGGUCCGUUGGAAAGGAGGAAAGUGCAGUGGACAGAUACAACUGGGGGAGAGCUUUUUGAGAUACGAGAAUUCGAGAUGAGGUGUAGUUCUAGAAAGCAAGGUUGUACGCUUAGGUUGAUCUGGUAUCUGCUUUCAUGCAAGGUAUUACUUUUAAGCUCAUCUUUUUUUAAAUGUCUUCAUACCAUAUGUACAAUUUAUGACAAAAGUAUAUACUUAUUAUGAUACAGCGCAUAUGGGUUCAAUUCUAGUGUAUCAAAUGCUGAAGCGGGUUUUAGUAUGGUUACUUUUAAAAACACAGCCAAACAAAUAUUUUAGAGAACUACUUUUCCAUACAUUAUAUUUAAUUCUGAAAUGCCUACUUCCACAUGGCCAUGAGUAUUUUCAAUGAAGACACAGUGAAUUGCAAACAUCACUCUUCAGUUUCCUGGAAGUUCGGUCAAUAUAAGGUAGAUAAGUUUUUUGGGUGAAUCAAUAGUAUACCUAUUGGAUUGUUCUUUGACAUGCUUUAGAAUGCUGAUCAUGAAGCCAACUUCAGUACUCAUAUAUCCCGGGUUCUUCAUCCAACUGUCGAUUUUGUCAAGUUUCAUGUCUUUCCAAAUUGGGGAAUGAAUACUUGAAGAUGCCCUUAUCUGCAUGUGUCUUCUCACUUUCCUCUUUCUAAUCAAGUGUGUAUUUUCUCAGUGAAGAUGGAUCGGGCGAUGAAUUUGAUUAUUUGACUACAAAGAGUUGCUCAUGCACAAUAAUGUAGUCUGCCAUGUUUCUGACUAUUAUACUAUGACAAGCCUUUCAUGUGUUACCUGAAGUCCGAGCAACCAAAGCACUGGUUUGAGCUCUGCUAGCCCUAUCAUCAGAUGACGGGAAAAUGGAAACUUUGAGGUAAUGCAAGAUGCCAUGGCGAUUCACUAGCCUGCUCUGAUCAUAUUCUUGCUUGCAUUCAGUUCUGGCGCUUUAGGAUAUAGUGUUUUUGAAGGUUAUAAUACCGUCUUUUGGCAUUCUUAUAUUGACAUCGGUGAUGAGUUAUUAUUUGUAUUUUGUAGUUGUCAAUAUGCAGUAGAGUAGUAUUUUAUUUGGAAAGCUGGGUAUAUUUUGCUUUGAUUGAUGCUAUGGCUAAGAGUGACAUGUACAAUUUUUUCCUUUUCUUUUGGGAAAACCUUUCCUUCAUUUUAAAA
This is a messenger RNA of Salvia splendens (bonfire salvia), 1885 nucleotides long. RefSeq lists its product as uncharacterized. The record is from RefSeq and is a predicted model, not a curated record. The transcript has 3 exons. Bases 339 to 938 code for a protein of 199 amino acids. Lineage: Eukaryota; Viridiplantae; Streptophyta; Magnoliopsida; Lamiales; Lamiaceae.